AUGUCAUUCGUGAAGCUAUCAAAAUGCCCUUCGAACCCCGAGACGCCUUCCUUUCACCAUGUUCGCCCCAGGUUCCCCCACAAUCACACUCAUGAUCGAAACCGUGAAGGCUCCGACAGACAUCCCUCACUUUCUCUGAUGACAGGGAAAAUCAAGAAGGGCAGGAAGUCAGUAUUCAAAGAAUUGGACAUAGACUCCGAUCAACCUUUCCACCACUACCCGGGCGAAAGAGAGUUUGGCGAGAUCACCGGACUUCGUAUAGACAACGAGAGUGACGACGGCACCAGUUACAGGCAAUCUGGGUCCAUAAAGUCUCCAACCACACCAACAUCGCCCUCGUCUGGAAGACCUUGGUAUUCGAAGCUUACUCCGGGAAGAAGACCACGCAUCAGCUCGACUGCCAGUGCGCCACCUCCUGGCAUGUCGAGCUUUACCAGACUUACAACGCUUGCCUUGUUCAUUGCCGUGGUGAUACCGGGCUUCAGUUAUUACAACGGUCGUGAAAAGGUGUCACUUAGUGGGGCUGAUGCUGGAGUGAUACGAGAAGUGGUGCAGCCAAGCGGCCCUAUCCUUGAAACAAGAACAGAUAGCUCAACCGAUUAUUGCGCGAGAUGGGCAGGACAGAGCGCCUCGGUCAAUGGGACAUUGUACCUCUAUGGUGGUCAGUCCAAAACAUCACCAGACCAGACUACAGAUACCUGGAAUAACGACUUUUACGUCCUGGAUCUCACAAAGUCAUGGGAUACCGGUUCACCACGGCUGCGGGGACUACCCAGGCCUUCAGGGCCCCCUGCUGUGUCAUUGGGAUACCUCUGGAAUGACUACAACAAUCUUUACCUGUACGGCGGUGAAUUCGCCGAUAACCCCUAUGUCGAGCCUGCCGAGGAGUCAGUUUGGAAGUACGACAUCAAGAACCAAAAGUGGACAGAGUACAAGCAACCGAAAACUUCUGCCGGCAAGUACUCAACUCAGGGCGACCUGCUCGUCCAGAGAUCAGCUGAGGGUUCCGGGAUCUCGGUGCCUGAACUGGGACUAAGCUGGUAUUUUGGUGGCCAUCUCGACCUCGCAACAACGCCUGGAUGGUCGAAUCAGAUUUCUCGGGUUUAUUUGAAGAGCCUCCUCGAGUUUACACAUCCUGGAUAUAACAACGAGGCAGUUUACGGGUUAGAGGACAGGGGCGCAGGCGAAUGGGGCGCCUUUAGGAAUAUCACCGAAGGCGGACUCCAGACAAAUCAAGCUUUCCACGAACGCGCAGAUGGUGCAUUGGUAUACGUGCCAGGCUGGGGUGAAAAGGGUAUCCUUAUCGGCCUAGCGGGUGGUACAGCUGAGGAGUUUUCCGACAACCUCGAGGUUUUGGAUGUCUAUGACAUCGCCAGCUCGGAAUGGUACCACCAGAAGACGAGCGGAGAUGCGCCAUCAGUACGGGUUAAUCUUUGUGCCGUUAUUGCUUCAGCACAGGAUUUCUCAAGUUUUCAAAUCUAUGUGUUCGGCGGUCAGAAUCUUCAACCAGCUAAAAGUCAAACGCAAUACUCAGACAUGUACAUUCUUUCCAUCCCAUCUUUCACCUGGGUGAAAGUGUCCGACGACGACAACGAACACAAACCUUCGGCCCGCGCCGGCCACGCCUGCCACCUCCGUGACGGCCAGAUGAUCGUCGUCGGCGGCUAUACCGGCGGGAACACAUGCGACUCUCCCGGCAUCUACGUCUUCAACGCCACCUCGCUUACCUGGCAACCCUCAUUCAAAGCCCUCAAUCACGACCCCGACCUCCACCCGGAAAACUCCGUCCUGGGGAACUCUUUUGGCUACCAAGUCCCCGCGCCUGUCGCCAGCAUCAUCGGCGGCUCCGGCUCCGGCGGUGCCACAGCCACCCAACCCGCCGCCGGCUCCGCCACUGCCGGGCCCUUCGCAACCGGCAAAUCGCCGGUCUUAACCGUCACCACCACUGCAUGGGGCCCAGGAGCCACCACCACCGCCGCACCUGGAGACCCUAGCGAUCCCAACACUGAAACAACAGGCAAGGACCGCAAGGCGGGACUCAUCGCUGCAGGCGUCAUCGCCGGCCUCUUGGGUCUUCUGGCCAUCUACCUCGGCUACUGCGCCUGGUUGUACCGCCGCCAGGUACGCGCCUACAAGACCUAUCUGGCCGUGCUCAAUAGGUACUCCACCCCGCAUCAUCCGGGAGCCUCGACCGCCUCCGGUCUAGCGGCCUUUUUCGGGUUCGGCAGCGUAGGAAGAAAGACUAGCAAGCAGAGCCGCAAGUCUGCUGUUACCGACCCCCUUAACUCCAACGGAGCAGCAGCAGCAAGCAACAGACCAAUUUCCUUGCACAGCUCCAUCUCCUACUCCUCAAACAAUCACGGCUACGGCGGUAUCCCUUCGAUGGAACCCAAGAUGCUCUUCGAAGACGGUGGCGGCGGAAAUGACCCGCAAAGCCACGAAUCUGGAUACGGAAGUAGUCGCACUUCGCACACUGCUUCUCGCGGUGGCGGUAGUAACAACUUACCCCGUCCAUCCCUAGGUUCGUCAACGCACGCUCAGUACCCGCCUAUACCACCUGUACCUAAGCUAGCAGCAGGAGCAGCAAGUAGUGGUGUUGGUGGUGGUGGUGGUGUGAUUUCAUCAUUCGGAACCCCUGGUUCUUCACCGUGGACUGAAGUCUCCUUGUCCGCUGGGCUGGGCUCUGGCACGGGAACCACGCCUGCUACUUUGAGUAGUGAUCCAAGCCCCGUCCCUGGGAAGGUUAUUGAUGCUCACGAAGAAGAUCUUGCGGGUGACGGAGGGGAAUUUUACGAUGAAGGAAGGGGUAGUGUAUCCUCGACGGAAAGGCUGUUGGAGGGCGUGGAGCCGAGUUUCUUUAGUGUGGUGAUGAGACCGAGGAGGGCGUUGAGGGUGGUUAAUGGGUUGGAGGAGGAGCUGGAUGAGAAGAAUGGGGGUGGUGUGCAGAGGGGGGGAGGUCAGACAACACGGGGGUCUUGAGCUUCCUUUUUUUUUUUUUUUUCUU
Messenger RNA from Neurospora crassa OR74A, 3004 nucleotides. RefSeq lists its product as hypothetical. The transcript has 4 exons. Bases 1 to 2979 code for a protein of 992 amino acids. Gene Ontology annotation, molecular function: protein binding. NCBI's taxonomy places the organism in Eukaryota, Fungi, Ascomycota, Sordariomycetes, Sordariales, Sordariaceae. The record is from RefSeq and is a predicted model, not a curated record.